AUGAAAGGCAACCACGUACUGCCAAACAAUCACUUUCGCAAGACGUCUUUGAAGAUAAAGGUCCAUCAUGAUCCCGAAACGAAGCUUAGGGUAAUGGAGGAGAAGAAGAUUCGAAAGGCCAAGUCGAUGUUCCCAAUUCCUUUGAAGAAGCUCAGGCCAGUGAUUCGAUGCCCUUCUAUCAAAUACAAUCGGAAUGAAAGACUUGGAAGGGGCUUUACGGCAGCCGAGUGUGAAAAGGCAGGGCUUGACUACAGGCAUGCCAGGCGUCUUGGAAUAGCUGUCGAUCUAAGGAGACGGGACACCAACCUUGAAGCCCUUGAAAAGAACGUAGACCGUAUCAAGACCUAUCUGAGCAAGAUCACUAUAUACGAGAGUGUCAAGGAGGCGAAGGAAAAGGGUGCUAAGCCGUAUGCAAAGAAGAUUAUGCCUUUCGUUAAGCCCAAGGUCGUUGUUGGAUCUAUCUCGAGGGAUGAGGUUGCUUCUUAUGAAUAA
Molecule: messenger RNA, 492 nt
Organism: Encephalitozoon hellem ATCC 50504
Lineage: Eukaryota; Fungi; Microsporidia; Unikaryonidae
Product: 60S ribosomal protein L13
Exons: 1
Coding region: 1-492 (163 amino acids)
Biological process (GO): translation
Cellular component (GO): ribosome; cytosolic large ribosomal subunit
Molecular function (GO): RNA binding; structural constituent of ribosome
Source: RefSeq, a predicted model, not a curated record